UAGACGACAGAGGAAUGUCUCGCCAGUGCUUUAGGCUUUAGCUCGCAUGAUCACCCUGGAACUGCCGAUCCUGGAAUUUGCAGAGAGAGACAAGGCUCGCUGGAGUUGGGGGUGGCAGUGCCAGGCAUGGACAGCACCAUCACGCUGUGGCAGUUCCUGCUGCAACUUCUUCUGGAGCCCAAGAAUGACCACCUGAUCUGCUGGACAUCGAAUGAUGGCGAGUUCAAACUGCUCAAGGCUGAGGAUGUGGCUAAACUGUGGGGAUUUCGCAAAAACAAGCCCAACAUGAAUUAUGAUAAGCUGAGUAGAGCACUACGAUAUUAUUAUGAUAAGAACAUUAUUAAAAAGGUGAACGGACAGAAAUUUGUAUAUAAAUUUGUGUGUUAUCCGGAGAUAUUAAACAUGGACCUCAACAUGGUGGCCAGGGCUGAGAAUGGGAUGGAAACAAGCUCUCCUGAAAUGAAUAGACCACUGAAGGACAAGGAGAACCACAGCCAGGAGAAAGCAACCUCGUCCUCCAAGAUCUCCAGCCGCAACGAUUACAUCCACUCAGGUCUCUACUCGUCCUUCACCUUGAAUUCGUUGCAAACCAACCCGAACAUCUUUAAGUCAAUUAAAAUCGAGAACCCAGCCGAGAAACUGCCAGAGGAGAAGAAGAAGAAGCCCUCUCAUCAGGAACCAGUGACCGUCAUUAAAUUCAUAACCAACCCACCUAAAAGGCCGCCACCAGUCUCUGUGGUAGAACCUGCAAUGGUGCCCUCAGUUGCAGUGACCUCACCAAAGCCGGUGUUAAUGGAAGACUCCCUGUCCGUGCCAAACAUCGUAGCAUCUUUUACCACUACUCCGCCCAUCUCCUCCGUCUCACCCUCCACACCCCUGCCCUUGAGCCCUGGCUCACCCAUUUUAGCCUCCUCCUUGGAUCCUCCCACUACCUUAGCAGUCAAGACUGAGCUGGCUGCCAGUCCUUCGGAUGACUUGACGCGGCCUCUGGAGCUCUCCUCGGAUGGGGAAGAUCCGUUGUUGGACAAUCCAGAAGCCAGACAUCAAAAGGGCCGGUCAAAGAAGCCUAAGGGACUGGAACUGACUCCGGCAUUGGUCAUUACCAGCAGUGACCCAAGCCCUCUGGCUUUACCAAGUCCUCCCCUCCCAGCGGCUUCACUAACACCGGCCUACUUAGCCCAGACACCAUUCUUACUGACUCCCAGUCCAUUGCUCUCCAGCAUCCAUUUCUGGAGCACUCUUAGUCCUGUGGCCUCACUCAGUCCUGCCAGAAUCCCUGGAACCAGCACUUUAUUUCAAUUCCCUAAUAUCGCCAACAGUCACAUGCAGAUCCCAUUGUCAAGUGUUGAUGGCUCAUCGACUCCGGCAUCCUUGUCACCAGACCUUCAGAAGGCCUAACAAGUCAAAAAGGCAUGGCUGUGCAACAAGGCUACAAAGGGAACCCCUAUCUGAGAGACAAAGAGGACCGGUGGCAAUGACAACCAGUCUAAUUCAAAAUCUUUGGUGCCCACGUCUAUGAGUCUUCGGUGCUGGUAGCGGUAAUCAAAGGUCCCUGCCCAGAGCAGCACAACAUGCUGGCAUAACUGUCGCAAUGAUAGGAUCCAUUUUUGUUUAUUUUUUAAAAAUUUGAUUUGGAAUCCACUUCUUUUACUGAAUCCGCUUAAUCAAGAAACUGUGACAAGAUUUAAUGCUGUAUCAAUGCAAGUGAUAAAAGAUGGACAACUUUUUGCAUAUCUCACAAUUUCUAUGAAACCAUCUAGUUGUUAUUUUGGGGCUCCUGCACCUGUACUGAAUUUAUUGUUUGGCUUGAAGAAGUGAUCUCCAGGGACACAGUUGACAUUUUAUUUAGAUCUGUAUUGCUGCCUCUCUCGUCUGUACACUCACUGAUUAAUGGGUUUUAGGGUGAAGAUUAUGGAUAACUGGAAGACCAAGAACAGCUCAUGUCACACCCCUGAAGAUCGUAUCUGAUUGCAACUCAUUUGUAGGUUGUGAACAACAAUUUUCAAAGUGCUCCCUCAUUAAAUGAUGAUUAUUGAGACUGAAUUAGGGUCAGACAUGCAACUGACUUCAGGGAGCUGGACCCAGACUUCAUAUCAUUGGUGCAGCCUGCUCCUCUUCUUCCUCUCUAUGGACCUGCCUCGUAUCCAUUAUUAGGAUCAUCCGCCUUUGUGAAUUAUAACUGACAAAGCAGGGUCUGUCCAACGUCUGCAAUGUGCACGUGAUGGACUUGUAGGACCAUGCUGUGUGCUCCUUCUUGCCUAUUGCAUCAGGGCAUUCUGCAAAUGUGCCUAUGUGGCAAUUCAUGAACACCACUUCACUUCAGAGCAGCUUGGCAAAGGUGCUGUGCCAGAGUGGAAGAAUUAGAUUUACCAACUGAACCCAGGUUACAUUGUAGCUUUGUUCGAGAUACCCUUGUCAGUUUUCUAGUAAUCAUCAUUAACUUCACCUCCAAUUCUGCCUAGCUCUCCAUCUUCCACCCUUCAGUUUGUCUAUUCUGCCAUCUCCCAUCCUUCAAUCUAUUUAUCCCUCCCCGUCCCAUGUUUACCCGUCCAAUUCCAGUUUAAGGGUUGUGAGGGGCAGACAGGAAGGUGGAGUUGAGACCACAACCAGGUCAGCCAUGAUCUUAUCGAAUGGUGGAGGAAGCUCCAAGUGCCGAAUGGCCUACUCCUCCUAAGUCCAAUGUUCAAUCCUGUCAUAACAUCUCCACCUCUGAUUCAGUGCACCUUUCCUUCUAUAUAGGAAGUUUCAGUGUAUUUUACCCUCCCUCACUAAUCAGCAAAUACUAUCUGCAGUCCUUCAGCAUUUCUUCCGUUUUCUGCUCCAUCAUAUGCAUGAUGUCAUUCUCACCGUCACUCUUUCAUCACUGGCUAAUCCCUUGAUCAUGAGAUGGAUUUAAAGUGCCCUUCAAGUCAGCUCAAGGUUUUCAGUUCAAAGUUGCGAAAAGAAAUGGUAAGUUAAUUUUGUGCAAGGGAGCAGUGAAAAAGCUUGAAGUCAUUUUUUACAGCAAGAAGGUUGGAAAAUGACGAAGCACUCUUUGAAAUUCAGCAUCAGUUUCUGUUGUUGUAUUUAACACUAGGUAGGCGAAAUCUCCUCUUGUGUGUCUAUGUUUUUCUGAUAGGGUGGGGGCUGAUUUAUUAACUAGAAUGAAGACUGAUCUUGUGUGGGUUUUGCACACACAAUAUAAAUCCUUCCAGGUAGGUGCUAAAACCAAACUCCCUCCUUGAGGUGAUGAUUGUCACAGCAGUUCUCUUCCCACUAAAGUGGACCUUUACUGGAUCAUGUCCGCAUGUUUAUGUACACGGUUGGUGCUUUUAAAGUUAAAAAGAGGGAAAUGGGUUUUUUUUGGUAAAUUUAUUAAUGGUACAUUAUCAAUUUUGAUAUUGUGUUAGUCUUCUGAAUCCUAGCCUCAUUGCAAUUCAAGGAAUUCCGCACACUGACAGACAUAAAUACUUGCCAUAUUUAGUAGCCAGCAUCCUAGCAGCUUGCCAAUCUCAACCCCCGAGCAGCUCAACCUAUCCAACCAAGCCUUGUUUCACAUCAAUCCAAAUCUUUGAUUAAUUGCUGAAGAGUGUUUCUUCUUGUUUAUAGGGGUAGUGUCACCAUGUUUUGGAAUCAGCCAAGGUGCUGUCUGCUUUUUUGGGGUUCAAGUGGGCAUAAAGGUUGGUGUGAUUUGGAGAAGAGAAGGUUGUUGGCUUGGUCUUCUGGCCAACAUUCCUCCCUUGACGAACAGCAGCUACAAAAGGAAAGGGAUUAACGGGUCAUUCUUCUCGUUGGCAUUCGUGAGAUGCUACAGGUGUGGAACAAUUGCCUCAGCUGCCUGUACAGCUACUGUGGCUGCACUUCACAAAGGAAUUCAUUGUAUGAAAGCACCUUUCAGAUGUUCCAGCAAAUAUAUCAAAGCAUGCGUCAUCAAUAUUGAAGUUGUUGCUCAACCAAAUUGAAAUCGAGCUCGGGCCAGAUGCAGUCGAGACCUGAUGAUGCCAGCACAAUGGCAAUGGAGGUAGUCGGUAACAAUCUCUGAUCCAAUAAGUUUUGAGAACAAGAACACUUUCUAAUGAUGUGGUCAGAUAUUUUGAUUUGAAUAAUUGUUGCAUCUGUUUAUCAAUCGCCAAUGGACUAAUGGAAAGGAACUGGCAGACUGUGAACCUGCACGGAGUGAGGCUCUCUGGGCACUUGAGGUGGCCAAGCAUUAACCAGCACCAAGUGAAUUUAACAGUGAAACAAGUUGGCAGAAUAUAAAUGCAAUGGAGUUGAA
Molecule: messenger RNA, 4255 nt
Organism: Carcharodon carcharias (great white shark)
Lineage: Eukaryota; Metazoa; Chordata; Chondrichthyes; Lamniformes; Lamnidae
Gene: elk4
Product: ETS transcription factor ELK4
Exons: 6
Coding region: 127-1398 (423 amino acids)
Biological process (GO): regulation of transcription by RNA polymerase II; cell differentiation
Cellular component (GO): nucleus
Molecular function (GO): DNA-binding transcription factor activity, RNA polymerase II-specific; sequence-specific DNA binding
Source: RefSeq, a predicted model, not a curated record